AUGAAUAAGGAAUACAAAAUUACACACACGUAUCUGACAUUGAUAACCCUGAACAUUCAGAUGUUACAUUUGUCAGCCGUAAGAUGAGUUACUAUGAAAGAAGGUCUUGACACGUGGCACUCAUCUAAACACUCUCCGAGCAAAACCAAAAACCCCCAAGAACGGAAAACUCGAAGAGCUACUACUUACUUUUCUUAACUUCACACACCCCUUUGUCCAGAAAUGGAAUUUACGGAUGGUGCGAGCAAAAGGGUAUGUGUUAAAGUCGAAAACGGCGCCGUUUGCACUACGGGAGGUAAGUGGGAUGAGUUAAGCCCGGAGAUAUUAGCUUCAAUUUUCGUAAGGAUUGUUCCGCCGGAGUUGAUGGUGAGGUCGGUGGCGUUAGUUUGCCGGAAUUGGAUGGAGACGGUAUCCGGUCCGUACUGCUGGACGGAGAUUGAUCUGGAAGAGUGGUGCCGGAGAUGCUGCAUUGCUAACCGUUCCCACCUAAUUGAUCCUGUCGUCCGUAAAAUUGUUCGCCGGAGCAGGUCCACAUUCCGGCGACUCUCUACUUACCGUCUAGGCGAUGUCGGAUUCUCCUUCGCUGCUAGCCGUGGAAGAUGUCUCAAGAUACUACAAAUCCCUAUGAGUGAAAUCACUGACCAGGUGGUUGAAAAGCAUGCAGGGUCCUUGGUUAAUAUAACCUUCUUAGACAUCAGCUACUGUUUAAAGAUCACAGAGAAAGGUCUGAAAGCUUUUGGAAAACAGUGCAAGUCCUUGACUCAUCUCAGAAGAAACAUGCCUCUUUGGGAGCUGCCCACCAGUGUUGAAGCUUCUGAUAUCAACGAUCAGGAGGCGCUGAUUAUAGCGGAAACUAUGAAAGGUCUUCAGCGCCUUGACCUUGCUUUCAACCGGUUGAGUGAUACUGGCAUUGAUGCUAUUCUCACCCAGUGUAAGGCACUAACGCACCUUGAAAUCCAAGGGUGUUGGAAUGUGGAGCUGAAGGGUGAUCUUGAGGUAAGAUGUGAAAAGCUUGUAGACUUUCGGAGCCCUUGGAUCCAUGAACGUGAGGAUAACCUUGCUGAAUCCUCGGAUAUUGAUAGUAAUGAAGAUGAAUAUGAUGAAGAAUCAAUCUACUCAGAAUCUCCCUCUUCAUCAGAUUUGGAUUAGAUGGCUGCAUUGCACCACCUUCUAAGUGUCUUUGUGCUGGUUUUUCGGGAGCUUUUGGAUGUGUAUUUAUGCAGAUCAUCUUGCGUAGUCAUUUCAAUGAUGGGUUUUGGUUUCUCUUUGAGACAUGUUAUCAGUAAGAGUUGUAACCUAGAUGCUUAGAACUUGAAUCCGUAAAUGCUGCAAUUAACAUGUUACUUGUGUAUUAUUUUUGGCCUCUUUAUAAUCUUGUUUUGCAGUCUU
Messenger RNA from Solanum dulcamara, 1389 nucleotides. Its product is annotated as F-box protein FBW2-like. NCBI's taxonomy places the organism in Eukaryota, Viridiplantae, Streptophyta, Magnoliopsida, Solanales, Solanaceae. The transcript has 2 exons. Gene Ontology annotation, molecular function: protein binding. The coding region runs from base 223 to 1149 and encodes 308 amino acids. The record is from RefSeq and is a predicted model, not a curated record.